Molecule: messenger RNA, 2910 nt
Organism: Komagataella phaffii GS115
Lineage: Eukaryota; Fungi; Ascomycota; Pichiomycetes; Pichiales; Pichiaceae
Exons: 1
Coding region: 1-2910 (969 amino acids)
Biological process (GO): regulation of ribosomal protein gene transcription by RNA polymerase II
Cellular component (GO): nucleus
Molecular function (GO): sequence-specific DNA binding; DNA-binding transcription factor activity; protein binding
Source: RefSeq, a predicted model, not a curated record
AUGAUGAGUGUUAGCUCUAAUACUGUGCUAGAUAGUAGCAAACCUGAGCAGUUGGAUCCAGAGAAGUAUACGAAAACAAUCCCUCAGGUCAAGAAAGAAGGAGUCCAUGAUAUCAUACCGCCAGUGCAAGUUGACACGAUCAUUACCAAAGCGGGAAAAACUGUAGAUAAUGCGCAUAUAAAAACGGAAAAGUCAAAAGCAAAGGAAGGACAACCCAUGUUGACACAAGAGAGUGCGCUUGGUAACCCCAAACCUUCGCCAACUAAUGGUGAUUCUGUGUCGAAAGUGUCAGCGUAUGCGAGAUUAGAUUUUGAAAAGUCCAUGUUCUAUGUUCAAACUCUUCAGGUAGUUCUUGGUAGGAACCCAGAUAGUAACCAUCAUACAGUUGACGUUGAUCUGGGAAAUAUCAAAUCGGUGUCCAGGAGACAUGCGAUCAUUCACUAUAACUUUGCAGCGCAAAGGUUUGAACUAUCAGUCUUGGGGAGAAAUGGGGCAUUUAUAAAUGAUACAUUUGUUGAGUCAGGAAUCACCUUACCUCUUUCCCAUGGUACCAAAAUUCAAAUCGGUACCAUUGAGUUUCGUUUUUUGCUUCCUAGUUCAAAGUCAAGAGAGCGCAGCAAAUCGCCAUCAAAACAAAUUAAUCCCGUAGAUGCUGUUCAAUUAAAGACUAAUCUCUACAAGAACAGCUCCAAAGCAUUGCAUAACAGUAGGGGAAAUUUGUCCUCCCUAUCCGAAACUGAGAAAGACGUUUCCAAGUCAGAUGACGAUGUCAAACUAGACGAAAGGCGAAAACUUUCUUCCAACGUUUUAUCGACAGCCACUCCUGUUGGGUCUUCAAGUAGCUCUACUCCAAAGGCAUUAAAUCUUUCGGUUUCAAACCCCAAUGAUUUUGAUGUCAAUGCCCCAACGCGUUCUGGAAUUUCCAUUGCACAACAGGUUACAGAAGCAUUACAAACAGCAGCAGUCAAUCCCCAAUCAUAUCCCCCACCCAUUAAUCAGCCACUGGAUGCAGUAGCAUUAGCCAAUCUAAAGAAAAAGGAACCUCGCAAGAAACAACCUAAACAGCCAAAAAAAGUUUACACUUUGGAAGAGAUCCCACCAGAAUACCGGACCAAACCUGCAUGCUCGUAUUCAACUUUGAUCGCCACAUGCCUUCGUGCUAGAAGCACAGAGAAAGGUAUGUCUCUUUCCGAAAUUUACAAAGCUAUUCAGGAGAUCUAUCCCUACUAUAAGUACUGUCCAGAUGGAUGGCAGAGUUCUGUUAGACAUAAUCUUUCUUUGAAUAAGCUCUUCAAAAAAGUUUCCAAGGAAGGAAAAGGCUGGUUGUGGGGGUUGGAUGAGGAGUACUGUGCCGAAAAGGAAAAAGUCAAGAAAAAGCAGGUAGCAGCGGCUGCUGCAAAGGUCAAAUCCCAACAAGAUAGAAUUCAACAGCAACAACAACAACAUAUGCAGCAAUUACAGAACUUGCAACAAAAGUACAGUGGAUCAGGAAGUCUACCUGGUAACUCUCCAGGAUCGGCAAUUGCUUCUCCAGAUAUAACAAGAAGCAUUGUCCAGAAAGCUGCAGUCGGAAUCAGUGAUUCGCCUUCACCAACUCCUGCUACUCCCUCCAGUUCUAAUAAUAUUCAAGCACAACUGGCAGCCAACAGAAGUAAUCCCAAUAUUCGACCUGGGCAAAAACCUAAUCAGUUGUCAAGUGACACAAUGAAGGCCCUAGGAUAUCUCCAGCAGGAAUUAAUAAAGUUGACAAAGGAUAGAAAGAUGACCGAUAAGGCUACUACUACGACGAUUCUAACCCAGGCAUUAGCGAUGACAAUUGCGCAAGUGAACCAAGCGGCGAAGAAUGCAGGAAUCCCAGGAAAUCCCCUGGCUUCCUUAAUCGAACGUAAUCCUCAGCAUGUCACAAAGAUUCUAACCGCAGCAUUGAAUGCUGCAACACUUCAAGUAACAAAAGUCAAGCCACCCAACGCUACUAAUGUUGGAACCAGCAGCAAAGCUCUUGGAACCCCGAAACCCCCGCAGGCUUCGGUUGUUACGCAACCUAGUCAAGCACGCGUUCAAACCCCUACACAACCACCAUUCAAAGCGCCUCAUGUGACUUCCAAGCCUCCACCUGUUCAGGUGCCAGUGGCAACAAAUAUUUCUUUAAAUCAGUUACCAUCUCCGGCCGUAAAAUCAGAAGCAAAGGAUUCGGACCCCGUUGUUGGUGCUCCUAAAGAUUCUCCAUCGCAAUCCAGCCCUUCACCUAAAAGUUCUGCAUCAAUGAUAAAGAAGCCGAACUAUUACGCAAAGGGGCAACCAGGGGCUUCAGCUGAUACCAUUAACAAGCUGAAAAGACCUGAGGGGUUUUCAAAACCAAAUUCAUUAAUGAAACCUCAGAAUAACCUGGGUCACCCAAGGCUACCUAUGAGUUUCAACGCUCGUCCAGGGUUAGUUGAGUCAACACCUGCAACACCUGGAGUGAGUCCCCCAAAGCCUAGAGCACAUCAACCUCAACCUUAUAGUAAAGCACAGCCCUUAAAACCAGUAGGUUAUGUGAAUCGUGAAAAAGCAUCAACCCAAGUGGAUGCUAAUUCGGUUCCAAAAGUUGACCAGCAUACCGUUGACACAUUGACAGACUCUUCAUUCUUGGAGCUGCCACCAGAAUUAAGUAAUCCAGAGCUGGACAAAGUGCUGGAGUCAUUUUCAGCUAGUCCUACUCCAGAUCCAAUUCAACCAAGAAAAACCGAUCAAGUCGGAGAUGUUGACUUUGAUAAAGAAUUAGAUGUUAUCCUAUCAACACCAGCAUCUGUAAAUAAUUCUAGACAGGCAACUCCUACCGCAGAAGUUCCAAAUCUGAAAAGAGAGAGGACAGAUAGUGACGAGCCUGAGGGUAAUACCAUAGCCAAAAUGGCCAAAUCAGAACAAUAG